Messenger RNA from Aspergillus saccharolyticus JOP 1030-1, 3169 nucleotides. RefSeq names its product ATP-binding protein. Lineage: Eukaryota; Fungi; Ascomycota; Eurotiomycetes; Eurotiales; Aspergillaceae. Gene Ontology annotation, molecular function: ATP hydrolysis activity; ATP binding. The transcript has a single exon. Gene Ontology annotation, cellular component: mitochondrial outer membrane. Bases 109 to 2976 code for a protein of 955 amino acids. The record is from RefSeq and is a predicted model, not a curated record.
CCUUAUCUAACUGCUUCACUGGUGCGGACGAACACUUCCGUGCAGCACUAGCACUCUCACUCGUACACACUCAUCUGGCGGCGUUGCUUGCCCUGGAUGUAUCCGCCAAUGCCCCAAGGCAGGUUCCUUUGGGCUCUGGCACGACCCUGUCGGUUUAUCGCCCAUCGCCGCUAUCCCGCCGCGGUCCUUGCCCAUUCGCGACGAUUCCACCCUUCGCCAGCAUGGCUAUCAUCUACGCCGUCGGACCCCCGCGAUCCUAACAUCCCGGCGAAGGAGACCGUUACUGGUGAUAUUCCGACCAAGGUCGCCGAACCGGAUCUUACCCAUCAUAGUACCUCCGAAACCGAAUCGGCCCCGAAUCAAAAUGAACACAAGGAUGAAAAGCCCUAUGGCUCAGCUGUUCGCAGACUCAUGCGGAGCCGCAAAUCCUCCUCAAAGCUGUCCGAUAAAGCCACCACGGUACCCGACUGGUUUCGUCAACGCAACGUCGUGGUUCAUGAUGGCAAAGGCGAAAGCGCCGGGGUUGCUCUACGACAAGUGCAGAUUCGGUCAUCGUUGGAUAUCGAAGCGGAGAAAGAGGCGCUAGUCGAAGAACUUGGUCAAGGUGGUGAUGGAGAAAGUCCACCGCCAUCGGGCGACUCCGGCCCACGAGACAACCGCUAUGCUCUGACGGAGGCAAUGUGGGAGGAACUCUGUGCAUCCGCACGCGCUGGUAUGCGCCUGCCACCGGCAAGGUACGCGCAGGAACCCUCAGCCCGGAAGUCACACCUGGUUCUUCAGUAUCCGGGUGCGGAUGGGAUCUUAUUUUUGGACGCCGUGGUGAAGAGAUUGGCUCACGAAAUCGGUGCGGAUCUGGUAACGCUGAACGCACAGGACAUUGCAGAGCUGUGCAGUGAACAGGAUCUCACAGACACGGGUAAAACAGACUCGAUUCGUUCGCUCGGUUACGAUGUCCAUCGACCUACUAUCCCAGAGGCUUCGGAGGACGGCAUGGAUCUGAGUGAGGCCGAUAAUGAAGACGAGUCCCUGCAAUCACUGAACUCAUCAUCUGAUCCUCCGGCAAUGGGCCAAAGAUUCAUCUUGGGGAGCACAGGAGAAAUUCACGACGUAUUAUCCAGAUUGAGGUUAUUUAAUCCCUCAGCGGAUUCUGGGACAGCUGCAUCAAAAUCCGAGAACAGGCGACUUCGACUUGCUCGUGAACUCAUUUCCCCCUCUAGCAAGAAGUCUACACCACCAGCGCGGAAAGACACGGAGGGCGACAAGUCCUCCAAAGCGGAAGUCCCUGAAGCUGGCGCACCCAAAGCUGCUCGCGAUGUCAUCCUUCAGGUUCAGGACUAUGGCGAGAUUAGAAACACUCGCGAGGGCUCCAACUUCAUUGUCAUCCUGCAAAAGGCGAUUGAGGAGAAGCGUAAGGCCGGCUCCCGGGUCUUACUCGUUGGAACGAUCGCGCAGGAGGUUGCCCAGAAUUCAGAUGCCUCCAAAUUAAUGCAGAGCGCCCCAGAAGAUCAGCUGUCUCAAAUACUGCUUGUGACGCCUGACAUGAAGCCAGAGGCGGCAGCGCGCACUUUCACCGAGGACCGUCGGAAACGGACGUUGGAUAUUAACAUCCGCCACAUCCAGGAAAUGCUUCGCACACGACUGAGUGAAGCACCCUCCACACAUGAGGGUGAUCUCUUCCGAGAUCGUGCCUGGCCACUAGACCCGUCGCUAUUGAAACAGAGUGGUUUGGAGGAGCGGUAUUGGUCUUAUUCUCAUGUUCACUGGGUCUGCACACUCGCACUUGGCUCUCUCAAAGCUAAUGAACAGCUUAGCUCCGAGCACCUCCGGCGAGGAAUUGAGAUGAUUCAGCAGAGCGAGCGUGUCAAGAAUGAUUGGCUGCAAGAAAAGGCGCCUAAAACUACAGCAGGAAAUGCGGCAAGUGACCGAGAGCGCUUGCUGAAGUCCUUGCGCAAAACGUGCAAUUCAUACGAGAAGAAACUACUGAACGGAGUUGUGGAUGCGCGGAGCAUUCGGACCACGUUUUCAGACGUCCAUGUACCUCCGGAGACUAUUGACGCUCUGAAAACUCUGACAUCUCUGUCCCUUAUUCGCCCCGAAGCAUUUACCUACGGUGUCCUGGCUACGGACAAGAUCCCAGGUUUACUACUUUACGGGCCGCCUGGAACAGGAAAGACACUCCUGGCUAAGGCCGUGGCUCGCGAGAGUGGGGCCACUGUUCUCGAAGUCAGCGGCUCGGAAGUCUAUGACAUGUACGUGGGUGAAGGUGAAAAGAAUGUUAAGGCCAUUUUCACACUAGCGAAGAAGCUCAGCCCAUGUGUUGUGUUCAUCGAUGAAGCGGAUGCCAUCUUCUGCUCUCGAACCCGGGCCAGCAGCCGUACGUCCCACCGGGAGCUCAUCAAUCAGUUCCUGCGUGAGUGGGACGGGAUGAAUGACCUCUCUGCCUUUAUCAUGGUUGCCACGAACCGGCCGUUUGACCUGGAUGAUGCCGUUCUUAGACGUCUUCCUAGACGUCUUCUUGUCGAUCUUCCUACCGAAAAGGAUCGCCUAGCUAUUCUGAAGAUCCACUUGAAAGAUGAACAUCUCGACAGCUCAGUAGACCUUGCAGAGUUGGCACGUCGGACACCCCUGUACUCAGGCUCUGACUUGAAGAAUCUUUCCGUGGCUGCCGCAUUGGCCUGCGUGCGGGAGGAGAAUGAACUGGCGGCGCAGCACCAAGGCGCUGAGCCCUACCAGUACCCAGCGCGGCGCACCUUGACCUGGAAGCAUUUCGAACGGGGUAUGGAGGAAAUAAGCGCGUCGAUUAGUGAGGACAUGGCGUCUUUGUCUGCGAUCCGGAAGUUCGAUGAACAAUAUGGCGACCGCAAAGGACGACGGAAGAAAAGCCCUGGCUGGGGAUUUGUGCCGGCCGGCGUGGAUGCGUCAGCAGCGGCUGAGGACGUUGCGCGCGUACGGACACUUGAGAGCUCAAGUCAUUGAGUCUCCGGAUGAGGUUAAUUGUAUAGAUCGACUGUUAUUCUCUCUUCUACUUGGAUUUUGAAGGUUUAGGAUUGGAGUGGCAUGGAAUGGAAAGGCUGGCAGCAAUGACGAUCGGUUGUACACUAAUUAGCGACAUGAACCUGUAACACUAACGCAGAUAUCUGCCACCUCUUGGGAUAGAAUGUUGCGUAUA